Messenger RNA from Closterium sp. Naga37s-1, 996 nucleotides. The record is from the annotation of a GenBank genome assembly. Lineage: Eukaryota; Viridiplantae; Streptophyta; Zygnematophyceae; Desmidiales; Closteriaceae.
AUGGAGGCAGCCGUGAGGACGCUCGGCGCGCAGCUGGCGGAGAUGCGGGGGGGACUGGCGGACACGCGGAGGGAACAGGCGGAGAUGCGGGGGGAACAGGCGGAGAUGCGGGGGGAACUGGCGGAGAUGAGGGAGCUGCGCGCGCAGAUGGAGGAGAUGAGAGCGAUGGAGCAGCGAGUGCGAAUGGAGGUGGCACAGGCGCGGGAGGAGAGGCAAGCAGGAGCGUAUGAGUUGCGGCAGCAGCUGACAGGAGUGAGCGCUGCAGUGGCGGAGAGGGGGAGAGAAUCAGGGGAGAUGGCUCGGGCUAUCAGUGCGCUCCAGGGCAAGGUGCAGGGGGGUAUGCGCAGCCGUGCAAGCAAGGGGGAGGUGGCGGCAGUGAGGAAGCGGCUGGGGGGAGUGCGGAAGGGUGUGAUGGGCGCGGUGAGAAGGGAAGUGGCAGCAGCGGUUAGGGCGGAAGUAGCAGCAGCAGCGAAGGCACCAGGGGCAGAGGCGGUGAGGGCGGAAAUGGCAGCAGCGAGAGGGGAGAGGGGAGGAGCGCAGCUACAGGCGCAGCGAGAGGAGUGUGGGAGUGAGUUUGAGCACAAGGGUCGUGUGGCACAGCUGUCGCAGGAGAAGAUAGCUCUCCUGUGCGAGAAGGCUGCUGCAGAAGCAGAGGUGAAAGAGCUUCGGGAGGCAUUGGGUGCUGCAGUGCGGAGGAAUGAUCAGAUGGGUGCUGUGCUGGCGGGGAGAGAGAGGGAGCUGGCUCAAGUGAAGGAGGAGUUGACAACGGUGAAGGAGGAGUUGACUGCGGUGAAGGAGGAGUUGACUGCGGUGGUGGCAUUGAGGCAAGCAGAAGCGACAGAAGCGAGAAGGGAGUUGGACGUUAACAAGAAAAUCAGGGAGAGCAGAGGGGAAGAAAGGAAGGCAUGGCAGGCUAUCAAAUUAGCGGCACAAUUCAACGACAGAACUCUCGAGCAGCUUCGCAAGCGGUUAGGUAUUGAUCAAGGAGGGGAAUAG